Messenger RNA from Aspergillus oryzae RIB40, 1656 nucleotides. RefSeq names its product Zn(II)2Cys6 domain-containing transcription factor fsqA (gene fmpR). Gene Ontology annotation, biological process: regulation of DNA-templated transcription. The transcript has a single exon. Gene Ontology annotation, molecular function: zinc ion binding; DNA-binding transcription factor activity, RNA polymerase II-specific. Lineage: Eukaryota; Fungi; Ascomycota; Eurotiomycetes; Eurotiales; Aspergillaceae. The record is from RefSeq and is a predicted model, not a curated record. The coding region runs from base 1 to 1656 and encodes 551 amino acids.
AUGGAACCAGAUACAACGAGGCGAAGCGCCUGUGAUCGAUGCAGAGGUCAGAAGCUGCGAUGUGUCCGGCUCCCAGGACCAGCCAGGGAGGAUUCACCCCGGUCGGCCAGGUCCGUCAAUCAACCCUGUGAACGCUGCAAACGGGCCAAGGUGGUAUGCUAUACGACAAAGCCGGUGUCUCGCCGGUUACCCCAGAGUUAUACUCGAAGAAGAAGCACGGCAUACGCAGACGACGUUAUGCACAGCGAAUUGGACUUAGAUGAAGGCAUGAUUGGAUCGAACAGACUUCGAGAUGAACCGACCAUUAAAAGAACGCCACCAGCCAUUGCCGACCGAUUAGCCCAUGACCCAUUCCCGACGGAACUAUGGUCAGGGCUGGAUAUCUCACAUGCAUCAUUGGAUUCCAGCGCUGUCCUUUCCCAUGUACCAGACCCUGGUAAUAUGGUGGAGAGUGCUGCUGCGCAAAGAGCGAAUAGCAACACAUUGCCAUCACACCAGCAUGGAUGGCCAGAAGAUCCCCACGGUGCCCUGAAUUAUUUUGAAGAGAGGGCGCACGAUCUUCCCGAUGUGAUGAGCGUAUCUAGUCCGACCGAUGUUAGAUUGGGUUUGGACACAGUAGAUCGCAGGCCAGCAGCGGCGACUUCACGGACCAACCAGGCCAUUCAUUCUGAUACUGUUAACAUGCAUUCCCAGGCCCCUGGAUCAGGUGAAACAAGCGAGCGUGGUUUAUAUUCGAGGGCCAGCAACACGGUCGCGGAUGCUGCACAGCUUUGCACGACACAGCUUUCAGAGCUCAACAUGCGAUUGAUGAAAGACAUAGAGAGCACUACAUCAUUUCGACAAGGUAUGAGCGCAGCUUCGGACCCAAAUUAUCCUGCUUCCGGGCUGGGAGAAACAAGCCCGUCUUCCUCCAUGGUAAAAUUCACGAAUACCAUGUUGGCAAACUGCCAAAGCUUUCUCGACAUAUUACAGCGUCUGCGGUCCCCAACCGUGGAAUUACGAGGAAGCUCCAACUCCGAAUGUUCUUAUGGUGAUCUCGAGUAUAGCUCCAAUGAAUACUCCUGCUCCCGAUCGCAAUCCCGAAACCACAGCACGUCAGCCUCGAGCCGAAGCAAGGACGGCCGUAUAUCCGCGGGUGGAGGCCUACAGAGUGUCCUAAACAGCGAUACUAUAGGGCUUUCACCAUCACUAGACCCUAUCAAGGCCGACUCCAGUGCUCUGGACUUUUCAGCCUUCCUAUCAAUUCUCUCCUGCUACACACACAUUCUUCGAGCUUACGAUGCCUUGUUCACUGAGAUUCUCGAAAUGCUCAUGGAAAGUUCUUGUAUCCAGCUUGAUUUGAAAAUUCACAACUUAGUCCCCGAGGUUUCCUUGGGAGGGUUCCGUCUGAGUGGCCAUGGCGACUUGCAGAUCAAAUGUCUUCUUCACAUGAGCUUCAUCAUACUAGAGAAGAUCGAGAGCAUGCUGGGGGUCAAUGCUCCUGAAAAGGAUCCCUAUGGAUCGAAUGGUGGUCUGUUGAACAACAGUCAGCUCAGAGGACUUCUGGAGGCUUUGUACCAUCAGAAGGAGUUUGAUUAUAUCAGAGCCGAUGGGACACGGGCAGCUCGUGUCAAGAAAACCAUGAAAAGUAUCCAGCGUAUUUUAGACUCCAUCUAG